Molecule: messenger RNA, 2511 nt
Organism: Xyrauchen texanus (razorback sucker)
Lineage: Eukaryota; Metazoa; Chordata; Actinopteri; Cypriniformes; Catostomidae
Product: telomere repeats-binding bouquet formation protein 1-like
Exons: 20
Coding region: 1-2511 (836 amino acids)
Biological process (GO): homologous chromosome pairing at meiosis; meiotic attachment of telomere to nuclear envelope
Source: RefSeq, a predicted model, not a curated record
AUGUCGGGAUCAGUUUUAAAAUGGUUUUCAUCCUACCUGUCAGCUAUCAAGACAUAUUUGCGUCUGUUACUGGAGUGUCUGAAAUACCAGAUGACAAGGCCUGACUCACAGAAACAAGCUCUUCUCACCAUCUUCUCCAUCUGCCAAAAAAACAGUCAGUAUGUGGAGUUCUUCAGAGAGAUUGGUGGAAUUUCAUUCAUCUAUAACCUGUCAAAGUCCAGCUCUUACUCUGAGGUUAAAGAGACUGCUCUUUUUACUCUUGCUUCCUUCGCUGAAUUGCAUGAGAGCUGUAAACAGACCUUGUGCAGGGAGGAAACAUUUUGUGACUUGGCAGUGCAUUUGAAGCAGGAAAUGCCUCUGACACAGAAAAGAGUGGCAGUUUACAUGCUUUCUGUACUGGUUGCCAACAACAGACGAGGGCAGACUUUUGCAAAGACCUCCAGUUGUAUUGAAACCUUGCUCAGUUUGUUCAGGCAUAGUUUUCCAGGGGCUAAUGACUGUUCUGAGCAGCUGCAGUUUUGGGCCACUGUAUCCAGUGCUCUCUGUGGCUCUGUUAACAACCCUCAGAAUGAGGAGAAUCAGAAUGUAUGUAUGCGUGCGUUUCCCCUGGUGAAGACGUGGCUGCAGGAAGUGACAUUGGCCAGGGUAGAGUUGGCACAGCCUGUUUGCUCAUUUAUUGGCAUGACCGUGGCAAACAAUUUCUGUGCUCAGGAGUAUUUUGUGUCCAUGGGAGGCCUGGAUUCACUCUCAAGCACUCUUACCAGAGUUUUGCCUCAGUCGGCACACAGUGCUACUGCCUGUAAGAUGGCAACAAUAAUUAUUAAAACACUGUCUGCCUGCAUCUCCAACAAUGAGCGGUUGGUAUCUUUUCUGUCAAACUUGAGGAUUAUUCCAGGGCUACUGUGUCUGUUGUCCAGCCCAAUCCUCGUUCCACAAGACCAGCUUGCUGUGGUGUUGACAAUUGGACACCUCACGGAUGCCUGUGUGAAGCAUCAGUCCCAGUUGUUGUUGGCGGGAGGUUUGCCUCUGAUGAUCUCUCUGCUCACUGAGGCCUGUGACGAGGAGGUCAGGAAGGCAGCCAUGUUCGUACUGCACACAUGCAAGAAAAUCACUGAAUCAUUAGGCAGAGGCGUGCCAGUUCAGGAUGAAGUGGAGUCUGAUAUUGAGCGAUACAGAGAGUCUGCCAGAGAAAUCCUCCAAAGAAUACAGCAACUAGAGAAAAAGAUUGGCGAGAAACAGUGGGAUAGAGGUACAGAGAGCCAGCGGCACAGCAUGCAGAGGUCGGCCUCUUCUGUGGAAUGUAAUGAGGAAUGGUGGGAGGACUCUGUGAUUCGGAAAGUCAAAGUUCGUCAUCGAGUAUGUGAGGAGUUGCUCACAACCUCGCCAGGAACUCCAGAUCAACCAAUCACAAGUCAAAGACCAUACAUCCAAGAGAGCUUGGUGAGCAUCAUCUCUGAAGAGUGUUUGAGUCCCUCCCAAGUCCCUUUCUUUCAAGACUCCAUCCUGGGACAGGGCAUAGAGAGAGAGCAAGAACAAUUGAGAGAGAAUAAGCAGUCAUCAGAGAGGAUAAUUGAAAGGUGCAAUGACCUGGAGACGAGGAGAGGAGGAUAUUCAAAUAAGAUCGAUGUGGGGGAGAAGAGGAAAAUGAGGUCUGAAAGAGUGGUGAAGAGAUUGAAGAUGAUGGCGCUAGUGAACCAAGACUCUGAAAAUGAACGGCAUAAAUGCAAUACACCAACAGGGGACAGCAGAGAUACAGGGGGCCCACAUAUUUUCAGACAUCCUGAUCCCAUGAAGAGAGGCCAGUGCAUACAGACACACUCUAAUGAUGAGAUCUCUUUGUGUUCUGAGCUGUUGGACAAGGAAAUUAAGAGGUUUUUGAAGCCCCUAUCCACCUCUACACCUGGUAACUUGCGAUGUGCAGGUUGCAUGAAUGGUAUGCAUGAGGUGGACAGUCGUUUGUUUGGUGCAGUGAUGCAUUGCUGCAGGUAUAAGUGUGACUUUCACCUGGUGCUUCUUGAGGUUGAGAAUCGCUUCAGGAGAAGCCAGCAGUUAGUGAGGGCUAGCCACAGUGAAACACACGCACAUAUCAACACGCAUGGCAAAAGCAGAGAGCACAACUCAUGCACCAAUGUGGAGAAAGAGAGGGAAAGCCACGGGCUGAGUCACCAUUUCCAAGAUGGAUUUUUAAGCCUCACACCCCUCAGAAGACCGUGUGAAGCAAAGGGAUCAAACAUGGAAAAGAAAACCAUUUACAGAAAUCUCGAGAAAAUGUUCGAAGCACGUGUCCACAACAAUUCUUCAGGAAAACACAGAGAAAGGAGGAACUGGACUGCCGAUGAACUGCUGUACCUCAGUGAGGGUGUGACGCGUUUUGGUCACUCCUGGAACUCCAUCCUCUGGGCAUAUCCCUUCCAGCCAGGACGCACCAAUGUAGACCUGGCUAAGAAAUACCAACGCAUGCAGAAAGCGAAAGCUCAAGGUAUAGAUCUGUAUGAUACAGCAAACCUGUAA